GGCAUGCUGCUCCUGAGAAGAACUGGGCUCCUCCCGCUCUGCCUAGGCGCGCUUUUCCUCUCCGCCGGGCUAGCUUGCGGGCCGGGCCGGGGUUUCGGCAAGAGGAGACACCCGAAGAAACUGACCCCUUUAGCCUACAAGCAGUUCAUCCCCAACGUGGCCGAGAAGACGCUGGGCGCCAGCGGCAGAUACGAGGGCAAGAUCACUCGGAACUCGGAGCGCUUUAAAGAGCUGACCCCCAAUUAUAAUCCGGACAUUAUUUUUAAGGACGAGGAGAACACGGGAGCCGACCGGCUGAUGACCCAGCGCUGCAAGGACAAGCUGAACGCUUUGGCCAUCUCGGUCAUGAACCAGUGGCCGGGCGUCAAGCUACGCGUCACGGAGGGCUGGGACGAGGACGGCCACCACUCUGAGGAGUCGCUGCACUACGAGGGCCGCGCAGUGGACAUCACCACCUCGGAUCGGGACCGCAGCAAGUACGGCAUGCUGGCUCGCCUGGCCGUCGAGGCCGGCUUCGACUGGGUCUACUACGAGUCCAAGGCGCACAUCCACUGCUCUGUCAAAGCCGAAAACUCGGUGGCUGCCAAAUCGGGUGGCUGCUUCCCUGGAUCCGCCUGGGUGAACCUGGAAGGUGGAGGCACAAAGCUGGUGAAAGACCUUCAUCCAGGGGACCGAGUGCUGGCAGCAGAUGUGCAUGGGCAGCUGUUCUACAGCGAAUUCCUAGCCUUCCUGGACCGAGAGGAACCUCCUGUCCACAAACUCUUCUACGUGAUUGAGACGCAAACACCCCAGGCCCGUCUCUUGCUCACCGCUGCCCACCUGCUAUUUGUGGCCCCACCACACAAUCAUUCCCAUUCCCAACCCCAGCCUAUCUUUGCCAGCCGUGUACAACCUGGACAACAUGUCUACGUGCUGGCCCAAGGGGGUCAGACGCUGUUACCAGCGGCAGUGCAUAGCGUGUCCCUGAAGGAGGAGGCCUCGGGGGCUUAUGCCCCACUCACCGCUCAGGGCACCAUUCUCAUCAACCAGGUGCUGGCUUCCUGUUAUGCUGUCAUUGAGGAGCACAGCUGGGCUCACUGGGCGUUUGCACCUUUCCGCAUUGCCCACGCAGCCUUGGCAGUGCUGAAUCUUGAGGGCCUCUCCUCCCCUCUCCUUUUUCCAGCUGCUGUACCCGAAGAGGGUGCCUCAUUGGCUGGAGUCCACUGGUACUCCCGCCUUCUCUACUACAUUGGCCGCUGGAUUUUGGGUUCUGAGAUGAUGCACCCAUUGGGCAUGGCCAGCUGA
Notechis scutatus (mainland tiger snake) is the source of this 1284-nucleotide messenger RNA. It is a transcript of the gene SHH, whose product is annotated as sonic hedgehog signaling molecule. The record is from RefSeq and is a predicted model, not a curated record. Gene Ontology annotation, molecular function: patched binding; calcium ion binding. Lineage: Eukaryota; Metazoa; Chordata; Lepidosauria; Squamata; Elapidae. Gene Ontology annotation, biological process: oligodendrocyte differentiation; cell-cell signaling; protein autoprocessing.